Molecule: messenger RNA, 1300 nt
Organism: Talaromyces stipitatus ATCC 10500
Lineage: Eukaryota; Fungi; Ascomycota; Eurotiomycetes; Eurotiales; Trichocomaceae
Exons: 2
Coding region: 230-697 (155 amino acids)
Source: RefSeq, a predicted model, not a curated record
UGACGUUGCUGCGCUCGUACCUUACCUGAUGGAUCACGACCACGACUGUCCUGACUGGUAUGCGAAUGAGAGAGCAGAUUGAAAUGGCUCGGGAUAAACCGUAUGUCAGUGAGAAAAUAAAAAGAGGGAGAAGAAACACUUGCAGCAAUCACGUGCGGAUCUUCGGAAUUAACGGUCGAUCAUCGGAAUAACGUUUCGGCGAUCACAUGCUACGCUUGCCUCUUUCAAGAUGGAGAUGGCAAGUGGCACAGUGGCGUGCCAUGAUGGUAAUCAAAGACUGUCUCUCGCAAGUCUUCGCUCUCUUACCCCAGACUAUGAUCAACACGCUGAAGAUCUGAAAAUGGGCUACACGCAUUACUACGCAGUCGAUCAGUGGUCUUCCCCGGAAUGGCAAUCCGCCUGGCCACAACUCAUCCAGGAUGCUAUCAAGAUAAUCGACGCUGCUGACGUGCCAGUUUCCGGUCCUGCGUCGGAUACUCUCGAAGCAGGAAGGGAGGUCCCCAAUCCCCCCGUCGUCGAUGUCAAUGAAGGGCUCUGUAUCAAUGGUAACAACGACGAGUAUUGUGAAGAUUUUGUCUUGAAGGAGAGUGACCCGGAUAAUUUCUGCAAGACCGCGAAGCGCGGGUAUGAUCUUGUUGUUAGUUGUAUAUUGUUGAGGGCGUAUCGUCUGGCGCCGAAUACGUUUCAUCUUCGGUAAGUACGCGCCAACAAAAAGAGGGUCAUCUAACAUAGUUGGCGCAGUUCUGAUGGGAUCUGGAAUGAUGAUGAGGACUGGGUUCCAACACGAGCCCUCUAUCACGACAUCUGGCCCAACGACACCGACGAAAAGCCCGCAGAACUAGACGAGAGAGUUGAGGACGAGAAUAAUCUUGUAUGCCAUUUGUAGUUAAUUUCUAGAAAAGAAAGAAUCACGUCUGCCACGUCUUCUGAACCUUCUUGACUUCUUGCAAGUCUUCCCACUUCAAUCUACUCCACCGAUCAGGUCUCUCCAGGGCAUCCACAAAAUGCUUCAAGGCAAGCACAAACUGUAAUGCCCAUUUCUCUCUACUCACACCUCCAGUUCCCGUAGCCAGCGGUGUAAUCAAUAUCGUAUCAAUCGUGCUCUCAUCCCCAUGAUCGCGAUCAACGUUCCUGUUCCAUCGAUCAACCUCACACAUCAAACUCCACACACACUCGUACACAACCUCCCUAUCCCACCGCGCGUCACCAGGCGUCCUCAUCGUCGGACAAAUCGCCAAAUACUUGCAACCCCAUCGAUUCGUUUCGCGCAGUUCAGACGGCAGGCUAACCAACGUACACG